GCCCCCAGGUGGGGUGUGCAGAGAGCUGCAGCCCUGGGCUGCCUACAGCUAUCCUGUAGCACUCAUCCCUGCUUGGGGCAUUGGUUGCUGCUUUGCCAGGGUUUGCUGACUUGCAUAGGAUCCACAUAAAAGCUUGGCACCAUCUGAGAGCCACCAUGGGAUGGGGUGCCAGGGUAGGGCUUGGAACUUGGCCAUCAGCCCCAUCUCCUCUAAGCUCCCCUUACUAUCCAGGUGGCUGGAAACCGCCUUUCCCUGCAGUACAAGCCACCUAGGUUUCCAGAGUAGUCUAGGUCCUCUGGGGCUUCACACCUCCAGCAGGGGCACCUCUAGGUUUCAGACGGUAGGGGGUCCAGGAAGUGUAAUUGCAUGCCCCGCCCUGGGGCGUCCCAGGUGCACAUGUUGGAGGAAGUCCUGCAGCUAGAUACAAGAGGGGUCAGGGUUAGGAAAGGAACUGGUAAGUCCCUUGUCAGGGAUGGGAACCUCAAGGAGGCAGCCCCUCUUUUUUUAUCCCAUCUGCUGGGACAGGAGUGGAAUGGGGGUGUUGAGUCCUGGGCACCCAGGUCGCCAUCAGCAUCCUGGACAGAGCCCCAAGCCCUGCCUGUGGUUAGAGGCCACCUUCCAUCCCCUACGUAGGAAGGGCCCUGCUCUCUGGAAAUUGGAAAGAGGCUCGAGGUGCAAAGCAGUCCCCUCCUGUGACCUGCAGGUCUCCGUGUUGGCCUGGAUCCGCAGAGAGGCCCAGGUAGGAGGGAGGCUAUGGUCUUGGGAUGGGGUGGAGGUCUCAUGCCCACAGUGGGGCAGGAGAAGUCCUACACCUUCCCAUCAUGGGCGCUGGGGUCAAAGGUGCCCUCACUGUUUGAACUUUCUUGCAGGUGGCUUUGGCGUAUCAUUAUGGUCCCCAGCCUGUUUCCUUGACUAUAAAUGGAGAUAAUAGGUCACUCCUCCCCUGCAGGAUUAACCUCAGCAAUUGUUGCUUACACUCAGCGAAGCCCUGGGACCAGUUCGGGCCUGAGCCCCACCCACUGGAAGAAGCUGGCCCCUGCCUGUGGGGGCCCAGACCAGUACCCCAUCAACACUGACCUUCACAGGGGCCGGUGGAUCUCUACCCUAGGGCCCUUCAUCUUCCGAGGCUACAACUCGGCACCUCCAGGUCCUUGGACCCCGGAUAAUGACAGCCACACAGGGCUACUCCGAAUGGACACUGAUCCUCGGAACCACGUGGAGAUUCAGGGGCCUGGGCUGCUGUUGCCUGCCUACUUCACGCUGCUGCUGCACUUCCACUGGGAGGGCCUGAGCAUGAUUUAGGUAUUUCUAAACUAACUAACCAAGGAAUGUGACUGUGAUCUGUGUGCCGUGGUAGCAACGGAGCACCAGCUCUGGCCAAGCCUAUCCCCUCUGCACAUUUGCCUGCCCCCACACUGGGAACAACAUGUGAUAAAACUGGUGCAGGCUCUGCCCCUGUGAGAGAGCCAGUGGUGUCAGAGAAGCAGAGGUCAUAGCUCCAGAGCAGGGAGUCCCUGUGAAACCAUCUGUGGUGAUGGACAUGCUGCCUAUCUGUGCCAGUCACUUCGGUGGCUACUGAGCACUUGACUUGUGGCUAUUACAACUGAGAAACUGAACUCGAAAUUUCAUUUAACUUUAAAUAGCCACAACUGCAGCUACUAUGGAGCAGCACAGCCUACAAUUCAACUGAGCCAUGGAUCUGGUCAUCAAUCUUAAGGUUUCAUAGCUGUCCUCUUUUUUUUUUUUAAGACGGAGUUUCGCUCUUGUUACCCAGGCUGGAGUGCAACGGUGCAAUCUCGGCUCACCGCAACCUCCGCCUCCUGGGUUCAGGCAAUUCUCCUGCCUCAGCCUUCUGAGUAGCUGGGAUUACAGGCACGUGCCACCAUGCCCAGCUAAUUUUUUUUUUUUUUUUUUCGUAUUUUUACGCCUCGGCCUCCCAAAGUGCUGGGAUUACAGGCUUGAGCCACCGUGCCCGGCCUCAUAGCCAACACAUAAACCAACUUUGUGAUUGCAGUUCUGAAACUCUAGCCUCUAAUGCUUUUUUCCCCCAAUAAAACACAAUGUUCAUGGCA
Molecule: messenger RNA, 2072 nt
Organism: Callithrix jacchus (white-tufted-ear marmoset)
Lineage: Eukaryota; Metazoa; Chordata; Mammalia; Primates; Cebidae
Source: RefSeq, a predicted model, not a curated record